Molecule: messenger RNA, 1458 nt
Organism: Arabidopsis lyrata subsp. lyrata
Lineage: Eukaryota; Viridiplantae; Streptophyta; Magnoliopsida; Brassicales; Brassicaceae
Product: putative F-box protein At1g30930
Molecular function (GO): protein binding
Source: RefSeq, a predicted model, not a curated record
UAAUUAGGUCUAAGAAUGAAGAAUUCGAUCCCGAUUAAUUUCAUUUACGAGAUACUCUCGAGAUUACCUGCAAAAUCAGUUGCGAGGUGUCGUUGUGUGUCGAAGCAAUGGAGAUCCAUCCUUCGCCGUCAAGAUUUCACCGAAUUGUUUCUAACAAGAUCCAAAGCUCGUCCACGUCUCUUAAUUAGUGUCCAACAAGACGGUGAGUGGAGCUUUCUCUCGCUGCCUCAGCCUCAGAAUCAUUACGAGAAUUCGUCUCUUGUAGUAGCUGCCGCCGAUUUUCAUACCAAGUUUUCUUCAGGGAUAAGCCGUUGUUGUAGCUAUGCCUUUGGUUUGAUCUAUUUUCAUAAUAUGCGCAUCCCAAAGGAAGAUGAAGAUGAAAAGCGUGUGUUAUGUGACCCUCUCACAGGACAAUAUGUUAUCUUACCUGAACUUAGAGGUCACUCGUAUUCGUAUAGCUAUUUAGGGUUUGAUCCGGUUGAUAAGGAAUUCAAGGUGUUGUUCAUGAAUACUAGUGAUUUUAUGGCUUAUAAUUAUACAGAUCAUCAUAUUUUGACACUAGGAGCUGGAGAAUUGAAAUGGAGGAAGAUCCAAUGUCCUUUUACUCAUGAGCCUUUUUGGGAAAGGAUAUGCAUUAAUGGGGUUUUGUAUUACUCAGCUCAACAUUCUGAUUCUGAUGGAAAAAGAUCUUAUGUGGUAGUUUGCUUUAAUGUAAGGUCUGAGAAAUUCAAAUUCAUAGGCGCAAAAUGAUGUCAUGAUCAACUGGUAAACUAUAAGGGGAAAUUAUGUGGGAUUGAUUUGAAGCAUGCUUAUGAUGGUGGAUUUCCCCUUGAGUUACGUAUGUGGGUUCUAGAAGAUGUCCAUAAACCGGAAUGGUCGAAAUAUGUCUACACUUUGAGGGAUGAUAAUAAAGUCGUUAAGGUUAACUCUAAUCUUUCUGUUUCUGGGAUGACUGCUACCGGUGACAUUGUUUUGUCGUUCAAGUAUGCAUCUAAUCCGUAUUAUGUUUUCUACUUCAAUCUGGAAAGGAACACUCUCCAAGUCCAAAGUGUUGUCCAAGGUCUUGAAGCUAAUCGUGAUCGCAUAGCUUACUACGCCUUUGUAGACUAUGUAGAGGAUCUUAGUGUUAACGAUGCACUGCUGCCACUCAAGUCAAGCCCUUUACAACAAGGCAAAGAUAUAGUUAAUUACCAAGAGGCUAAAACCACGACAACGCCGGCAUACAUCUCAUCACCUCUCCAAGUCUGCUCCGUCUGUGAAGAACAAGCAACAUAACAAGUACGAAUUCUUACCAAACAUGCUCUAUCACUCUGUUCGCUUAGCUAUUUUAUUUUUUGCUUUAUUUUGUUUGUUUUUCGGUUUUUUUAGCUAUAUCAUUCGGUUGGCUUAGAUACUGUUUAUGCUUCACAUCCAUUAACAAAGAUACUGUCAUCACAUUUCCCCUUGACAGAGUUUAUG